Sesamum indicum (sesame) is the source of this 755-nucleotide messenger RNA. RefSeq lists its product as uncharacterized. Gene Ontology annotation, biological process: positive regulation of circadian rhythm; entrainment of circadian clock. Gene Ontology annotation, cellular component: nucleus. Lineage: Eukaryota; Viridiplantae; Streptophyta; Magnoliopsida; Lamiales; Pedaliaceae. The record is from RefSeq and is a predicted model, not a curated record.
GAAUCACGCUCUAAGAAAUCGCGUGGGCAGAGGUAAGGUCGUCCCUAAGUGACUCAUCUGCCUGAUCUGUUCUGCUGCAAGAUAAGCAAAUCCCCACUUACUGAAUACGAGGGAAACCAUCUCGAUAUCUCCUCUAUUUAAUGCAAUCGCCGGCUUCCUCUUCAGCCACCGCCACCGUUGAUUCAAGCAUGGGUGAUAACACCUCCAGCCACCGUUACACCUCCCCCAGAUCCACCUCUCUCACCACCGCCAAUCUCAACCCCCAUAGCCCUCUCUUUGGUGAAGGCGACGAAAUUGACUGCGACUCAAACGACGGAGAUCCGGCGGUUUGGGCCGCCUUCACCCAAAAUUUCCGCCAAGUCCAAUCGGUGCUGGACCGGAACAGAGCCCUGAUUCAGCAGGUGAACGAGAACCACCAGUCGAAAGUCCACGACAAUCUGGUGAAGAACGUGACCUUGAUUCAGGAACUCAAUGGGAAUAUCUCCAAGGUCGUUUCGCUUUACUCGGAUCUGUCGUCUAAUUUUUCCAACGUUGUUCAGCAGCGGAACGGCUCCUCCGGCGACGCCAAGAGCAACUCCUCGCGGAAGAAGUGAUGAAAGAACGUGAUUGAAAUUCGCAAGUGAAGUUCAGUUACUCUGUCAUCGCUUUCCUGUUUCGAUGUUUGUUAUUUGGAAUACGAUGUUCGUGCUAAAUCGCUAGUAUAUAUCAGCUCCUGUUUUGCAUCUUCCAAAUAAAGAUCAACUCAUUUUUAAUCA